Molecule: messenger RNA, 462 nt
Organism: Phaeoacremonium minimum UCRPA7
Lineage: Eukaryota; Fungi; Ascomycota; Sordariomycetes; Togniniales; Togniniaceae
Product: putative efflux pump antibiotic resistance protein
Exons: 2
Coding region: 1-462 (153 amino acids)
Biological process (GO): transmembrane transport
Molecular function (GO): transmembrane transporter activity
Source: RefSeq, a predicted model, not a curated record
AUGAAUACAGACUCAUCUCAAGCUCGAUACAUGGGUCCUGAAGUCCUUUUCGGCUUUGGACUUGGUCUUGGCAACCAAAUAUCCAUGACAGCGGUUCAGGGGUUUUCCAAGCCCGAAGAUGUAGCAAACUCCACUGGUAUUAUGCUUAUGUGCCAAGCUAUAAGUGGUGCUUACUUCGUUGCGGCCGCGCAGUCCCUAUUUGCAAACCUCCUACUACAUACACUCGCACAAACCGCUUCAAAUAUCGAUGCUGUCCAGGUCAUAAACACUGGUGCAACAGAAAUCCAGCAUGUCUUCAAUGGCGAUGACCUUGACGCCGUGCUCAAAGCUUACAUGAUUGGGAUCAAGGACGUUUUCGCUUUCGCUCUAGCCGGUGGUGCACUCGCUGUUCUCUUGGCCCUAAUGAUACCAUUGAGAAGACUUCCUGACCAUGGUAACAAAGAAACACAGGCAAAGGCAUGA